Molecule: messenger RNA, 897 nt
Organism: Lottia gigantea (owl limpet)
Lineage: Eukaryota; Metazoa; Mollusca; Gastropoda; Lottiidae
Exons: 1
Coding region: 1-897 (298 amino acids)
Source: RefSeq, a predicted model, not a curated record
AUGAAUGUUGUACGAAAUGCUACCAGUGUGUAUAAGGUGAACGCAAAUGGAACGUACUCAGAAUUGAUGGCUUCCGGUCCGAAAAGUAAUAUCACUUGUCUGCCUGAGAGCUCGAUGAACUAUGAUUAUGAAGGUGCCAUGAAAUUUACCGUAGCGGUCGUUCUAGUUUAUGGAGUAGGAAUUAUAGGUUUAUUGGGAAUUUACACCAAGAAAAAGAGAAGCGCAGAGGAUAAAAUCAAAGAAGGUGACAAUUUCAUAAGGACAUUUGAAAGAAAACGGCAUUUGAUUGAACGUAAAUCAAGAAAGUCAGAAAUAGCGAAGUUAGUACACAGUGUCCAAGGUAUCGAACCCAAGUCACCUACUUCUAUCAUAGGAAAAUUGGCAUUGAAUCCUGUAAUUAACAUAGCUCUGCCACCUCGGGCCUCCAUUAACUUCGAUAAAAUAAAUUUGAAGAGACAAAGUAUUGAUACUGAAAAUAUCGAAAAAGCAGAAAAUAUCGAAAUUGGUAAAAUAUGUCCACCUGAAAAGCGGGUAACUUUCGAAUCAGACUCCGUCACAUGUGACACGCGUCUAUUAAGUCCAGUGACAACUAAUACAAAUGUGAAAAGCAACAUAAUUCCUAGCGAAUAUUCAAUAGUGUGUGAGGAUGGUAAACCAGUGAAUGGAAGCCGAAGAAAUGCUAUUAGAAGUUAUAAAAACAUGAACAACAAUGACCGCAUUGCAACUAUACACGGUUCUGAUUCGAGUACACGUGAUUAUGCAUGUGAUCGUGUUAAACCAAAUGAACAUGAUGUGCCUCGUGACAACAAUGUGCUUGAUUGUGUGCCCAACAAUUUUGUAACAAUGGUAACAGACAAGAAAUUCAUAUCCAUUCUUCAAAACGAAAGUUACGUAUAG